CGAAUGCAUUAGAAUUUGGUCCACGGGGGUGGGCGCUGCGCCAGCCCGGAGAAAGUGCCACGACUCCAUUCACUGGAUCACGGAGGCAGGGGCUAGGGACGAGAGCUGUGGGCAGCUGCAGACGGACAGACUAACGGACACGCACUCACAGACGGACAGACGCACCGAGACGAGACAUUCGAGCCGCCAUGGACGUGUACGACCCCCAGACCCUCGGCUUCAUGGUGUUCGGAGGCUUUAUGCUGGUGUCCGCCCUGGGCAUCGCACUGGUCUCCACCCUCUCCAUGAAGGAGACCUCGUAUGAGGAAGCCCUGGCACAGCAGAGACGCAGCCUGGGCCCCAUGAGGGCCGCAGCUGGCUCACACACGGGCAAGAAGAAGAAGAACCGUUCCAAGCGUAAGGAGGCCAACGGGAAGCCAGUGGAGCCCCCUGUGGUGGUGGAGGAGGUGAAGGAGGAGGUGAUUGAGGAGGAAGAGGAAGAGGAGGAGGUGGUGGCAGAGGAGGUGGUCGAGGAUGUGGCGGAGGAGGAACCCGAGAUUGAAGAAACGCCCACUCCUGUUCCGGAACCCGAGGUUGCCGAGGAGACCAUUGAUGAGGAGCCUGAAGCAGAAGAAUCAGCACCUGAGGAACCUGAGGCCGCCCCCGAACCGGAACCUGAGCCCGAGCCUGAGCCCGCCCCCGAGCCUGCCGUCGUCCAACCAGCUGCUCCCGCCGUGGCUGUGCCCUCCCCCACCUCCUCCGGCCGCAAGAAGAAGAAGGUGGCCAAGGUGGAGCCGCAAGAGCCCGUUGCCGUGGUCGCACCUGUUGUGGUGGAGGUUGCCGUAGAAUCCGUUGCCGCCGCUACCCCUGUCGCCACUGUGGCCCCUGUCAUGGCUGAGGAGGCCCCCAAGGUCGAGGCCCCAGCGCCCGCGCCCGCACCGUCCGGUGGCAGGAGGAGAGGAGGCCGCAAGAACAAAAGUGCAGCGGCAGCAGCAGCAGCAGCAGCAGCAGCAGCGGCGGCAGCAGCAGCAGCAGCGGCAGCUGAGCAAGCGGUGGCUGAAGUGGCCCCUGUUGCAGUAGAAGUGGCCCCUGUUGCAGCGGUGGUGGCCCCUGUGGUGCAGGCUGAGGUGGCUUCAGAGGAGCUCGUCAUCGAGGCCCCCGCGGACAAGGGACAGGAGAGCUGGCAACUGGCGUCUGUGAAGGGUGACCCCUUUAAGAAACAGCUGGAGGAGAAGGAGAGGCUGCUAUUGGCCGAGCAGGAGAACGCCACCGCCGCCAAGAACCGUCUCAAGGAGCUCACCAAGGAGUUGAGUGCGGAGAAGUCUCGUUUGGCCUCGGUGGAGACUCGUCUGAGCUCGGAGCUGAGCGGCCGACAGCAGGAGCUGCUGGCCCUACAGGCACGCAUGCAGACCUCCUACCAGGAACACCUGAUGGAGACACAGCAACUCACCAACAAGAUCGCCAGUCUUCAGGAGCAGCUGGAUAACGGCCCCAACGCCCAGCUGGCCCGCCUGCAGCAGGAGAACUCCAUCCUCAGAGACGCCCUCAACCAGGCCACCAGCCAAUCAGAAAGCAGGCAGAAUGCGGAGAUGGCUAAGCUUCGUACAGAGUGUGUGCGUCUGAGCCGCGAACUGAGCGAUCGUGUGGACUCCCAGUCAGCUGAGGACGAGAGGCGGAAGAUUCUGGAAACCAAGAUGGCCGCCCAAGAGGAACAGCUCACACUCAUGCAGGCGCGUGCUCAGGAAGAGGUGGAUCGCUUGGCUCUUCAGCUGAAGGAGGCACUGGAGAACGUCGGAGGACUGACUGCCCAGCUCACAGCAUCACAGGAAGCGAACCUGCUGCUGCAGGCUGAACUGGAGGCCGCUAGGACCCAGCAGACACCAGCCGCCCCUGCUGACACCCCUGCACCCACCACAGAGCUGGAGGAGUCUCUGGAAGAGGAGGUCCAGGUGAUCGAGGAGGAGGAGGUGGCCGCGGCAGCUGCAGAGGAGGUGGAGGUAGUCAGCGAGGAGGUUCCAGCAGCAGUGGAGGAGGAGGUGAAGGGAGGAGAGGAAGAGGAGGAGGACGAGGUGGUGGUCGUGAAGGAGGAAGAGGUGACUGGAGAGGAGGCGGUCGUGGAGGAGGAGGUGGUGGCCGUGGAGAGUGAGGAGGCUCCAGUGGAGAGCCAGCCACAGGCUGAUAACGCUGCAGAGAUGGAGGAGCUGAAGAACAGUCUUGUCCAGAAGGAUACUGAGUUGAGCAGCAUGUCUGCUGAGCUGCAGAAGCUGAAGGAGGAGCUAGAACACAUCAGGAGCCAAUCAGAAGCAGCCGUCCCAGAUGCACAGCAGAACGGUGUGGAGGAGGUCGCUGUUGAGGCGGCAACAGAGGAAGCAGCACCUGAGGCAGCACCUGUCACCUGCACACCUGACAGUACCAGCACAGCAGAGAUGGAGCAGCUCCAAAACAGUCUGGAGGAGAAGGAUCGGUUGGUGGCAUCUCUACAGGAACAGCUGGAGCUGCUGAAGGCCCAGACAGAAACCAAAGAGGACGUGACGGAGCAACUUGAGGCCCAGACACACACCAAGGACGACACGGAAACCGAAGAGGUGGCCGAAGCUGAGCAGCCCUUUGAGAAUCUGGAGCAGGAGGCACGCGUGAUCUCCCUGGAGGAGGAGCUGAAGCAGAUGAAGGAGGAGACGGAGACGCUCAAAAACAAAUGCAACGAGCUGAGGGAGAAGAACUGGUCCGCAGUGGAGGCUUUGGCUGUAGCGGAGAAGAGGGUUGAGGCACUGGCUGAAUCUGAGAAGCAGCUGGACUCUUUCCAGUCGGAGGCCAGGAGUACACUACAGUCGCUUUUCCCUCAGGUUGCCAUAGAAACAGAGCAGGGCAACUGGCUUAAGGCGUUCGCAGAGAAGGCUCAGGAAGCUCUUCAGAAGGCCACACCCACCUCGGACGAGGCCACGCCCAACCAGGAAGAAGGGCAGCAGCAGCAGGAGCAGAGCUCCUCCUCCUCCUCAGAAGUACCGGAGUUGCUGUCUAAACUUCAAGAGAGUGAGGAGAGCCAGCGGCUACUGAAAGCGGAGUGUGACCAGUACCGCACCGUACUGGGGGAGACGGAGGGCAUGCUAAAGCAGCUUCAGCAGAGUGUGGAGGAGGAGGAGCAGGUCUGGAAGGCCAAGAUCUCAGAGGCCGAGGCACACACACAGGCGGCCCUGGAGCAGGUGAAGGUGCUGGAGGAGGCUUCAGACAACACAGACGGACACACUACAGAACAGCUGAAGGAGCAGGUGAUGCUGCUGGAAGCCCAGCUGGAGAAGCAACUGGAGUCUCUGACCUUCAGCCAGACCUACGCAGAGGAGAUCGCACUGCUGAAGUCGUCCCUGACGGAAGCCCAGGCCCAGCUGGAGUCAGCCCAGGCAGAGGCCCAGAAACAGACCUCAGAACUUGCAGCGGUGAGGCAGCAGCUGCGGGACGCGAGUGAGCGCGUGCAGAACGAAGACUCCGCCCACUCUUCGGGGUCAGAGGUCGCGCAGGUUCAGACUCAGCUGGAGGAGACGGUGGGUAAACUGGAGACAGAGGAAGCCAUGAAACUGCAGCUAGCACAGAGCUAUGAACAGGCUCAGAAGUGCGUUGCGGAUCUCGAGGCUCAGCUGGAGGCUCUCAAAGUGGAGGGAGAGGGACCCACAGCCGAGCUCAAGGAGCGUCUUGAGAAAGAGAAGCGGUUGACGAGGGACCUGGGCCAGGCGGCCACCAAACUACAGCAGCUGCUGAAGGCGACACAGGAGCAGCUAGCUAAGGAGAGAGACAACGUCAAACUGCUUCAACAGACACAGGAGGCAGAGAAAACCGAAGAACCAAAGGAGGGAACGUCUGUCUGAAAAGGACGAGAGGAUCAUCGGACUGACUGAGAAUGAACGAAUGAAAGGAAGACAAAAAGAGGAAUGGGGGAGGGGUGGUGAGAGAAUGAACGAGUGUUUGCAUGAAUGGGAGUUGGGAAGGGACGAUAGAAGAAUGAGGGCUUUGUUUUACGAAGUGAAUGAGGGAGAUCGAGAGUGAGAGAGAUAGAGAUGAACAGGGAAUAACUUUGCCACGAAUGCCUUAAUUUACUCUACAUAUUCGUUUCUAUCUUUGUAGUAAUACUGUGCCGUAUGAGCACCCUUUUUAGGAUGGAGAGAACACACAAAGGGAUCAAGGGACGAUAAAAACAGUAAAUAAAUCAAUAACUAAAUGAAUAAGUGAAUAAAUGAAUUACUUAAGAAAGGGGGAAAAGGUAUGGGGUGCGACUGAACGGAUCAUGGAGAGAGCUAUAGUAUAUCUCUCUUUUUUUAAACAAAUUACAGAUCAAAGAUUUAAAUGUAUGGGAUGUUUGGGCCAAGUGGAUGCACCUCUGUGAACUCUGCUUCCCAGAAUGCAACAGCUGUUCCCAGAAUGCAUUAGUGUCUCGUCAGUGUUAAAGGAUCAAAAGGGAAAAAGGAAAACAAAAAGGAAUGCCCUGUUCACAUCCGUUACGGCAUGGCCACGGGUUGGUUUUCUUUUUAUAUAUAUAUAUACCGAAAAGAAUGAUGGUGCAAUCACUUCACUCUGAAACUCGUUUAUUUCUUUUCUUUCCUCGUGUCCUUGUUUUCAAGCAGGAGCAUGCCAUGCCUCUGGCUCCCCUCUACUCCUCCUCUCCGUUUUCCUCCUCCUCCCUCCUUUAUUUCCCUCCUUCCUCUUGUUCUUCUCAUUCCAUGGAUGAAUAGGGAUGCUGGACCAGGUGGGAUGGGUGGGGCAAGGAGAGAUGCGCAAGCUCUGCUCUACCCGGUACAAAAGAACGAACGAACGAAGGAGGGAGGGAAAGCGGGGAUGGAGAGAGUGAGAGAAGGGAGAGAGAGCGAGAGAGAGAGAGAGAGAGAGAGACUCCAUGUUGGUGAUGUUAUUAUAGGCCCCACGCUUCCUCCAGUGAGGCUGCCCUCAUACUGUGAUCAUUUGUAAUGAAACAAUAAAAAAACUAUUGUAGUCCAUACACUA
Engraulis encrasicolus (European anchovy) is the source of this 4965-nucleotide messenger RNA. It is a transcript of the gene rrbp1b, whose product is annotated as ribosome binding protein 1b. Gene Ontology annotation, biological process: protein transport. The transcript has 35 exons. The coding region runs from base 189 to 3836 and encodes 1215 amino acids. Gene Ontology annotation, cellular component: endoplasmic reticulum membrane. The record is from RefSeq and is a predicted model, not a curated record. Lineage: Eukaryota; Metazoa; Chordata; Actinopteri; Clupeiformes; Engraulidae.